GACACAAUUCUCAAAGAGGAUGCCCUAUAUACCCAGGUACAGCCGCGGGAGUGGGGCCUUUUCGGAGUUGAGGAUCCAUAUCUCGGAGUUGAGCAAAAUCGCGGCGGAGUUGAGGAUGUCGAAUCCAUCCUGGCCAGGGGCUAAUAAAGCAGUUGUCUAUUUACGCCGCAAAGAAGUUUGACAACUCUCUCUAUCAUGCUUCAGCAUCUUCGAACUCCCAGCCAUGGUCACAGCACAGAGCACCACCCAAGGGUCCCUCACUUUUGGCCAGCGCUAUGCGGUGCUUAAUUUGGAUUUCAUGACUAUUCUGAUCGACGCCAUCAAGGAUACGACAGAGGGACAGGCAUUCAUCACCAACUGUUCACGCUGGAAUAAUGCUGUUCAUAUGAAGAACGCGCGACCCUUGACUAUCUUCACGACUCUUUACUUCGCCCCAGGACGACCAGAGCUGGCAACAGGGGCGCCCUUCACCAAGCUGCUCGAAGGCUUCGGAUCGUUUGAUGCCGGGUCUCCAGAAGUACAAAUAGCCUCUAAUUUCGUACUAGAUGCGAAAGACAUUGUCCUCCAGAAGAUUAGAUGGCAUGCGGGCUCUGGUAACAAUCUAGAGCACAUCUUGAAAGCGCAAAACAUCGACACAGUCAUCAUUUCCGGAUUAACGCUAUCUGGCGCCGUGAUGAGCACAAUUUAUCGUCUGUUCGAUCUAGACUAUCAAAUUUAUGUCAUUUCGGAUAAUGUGUUGGAGCUACCGCUGUCUCAUCAUCUAGAUUUCUCAAAAGUCAUGUUGGAUGCUCUUCUCCCCAAGAUGAAUUUGAGAUCCAUUUCGGUUGAAGAGGCUUUAGAGGCGCUGGGACGGAGUUAGUCGGUCUUCUACCACCAUUGCUGAUGCACUGUCGUGUCUUGAAUGAUGGGCUUUUAGUGCAAAGUUUGUUCAGCUAAGUUAUCGGGAUAUGCAAAUAUAGGGCAUCAGCCGCCAUGCGUACAGCUCGUAACUGCAUAGAGCAUUGUUCCAAACUCGUCAAUA
Molecule: messenger RNA, 1021 nt
Organism: Exophiala dermatitidis NIH/UT8656
Lineage: Eukaryota; Fungi; Ascomycota; Eurotiomycetes; Chaetothyriales; Herpotrichiellaceae
Exons: 2
Coding region: 224-859 (211 amino acids)
Source: RefSeq, a predicted model, not a curated record